UCCCCUUUUGUUUGCUUGGCUCGAGUUGUCUCCCUUAUUUUCUUGACGACGAAGAGAGACUAAAUCUGAGUGAGGCGUUCUGGCCUAGCGUGCACGGACUUCUGGAGCUUGGUCAACGUGUGGAUUGUGAGCCCUCCUCCUGCCCGCUUGGUGUCCCUUCAGAAGAAAAUCGGACUAGCCAACAGAACGGCCUGGAACUCAACUCGUGCGAUUAUCUUCCAUUACUGCACUAGAGAAGUGGAAUCGACGAUUUCUCAGCUCAUCACAUGCAUACAGCUGCAAGAGGAUUGCUGGUGUAACUAACUAAGGCAACAGUUCCAGAGAGAGUUACCCGUGCUGGGCUAGCAGUAGUGCUGUAGCAGUGCGCUAGAUCUAUGAUAGAGCCGCAGCCCUUCAGACAGCAACGCUGGCACAUAGUGGACUAGUCGGGUAAGUUCAGAGCUAAAGUUCAAUGAGACAACGGUCAUGUAGACCAACACGUACUCCAUCAAAAUUGAGCAUCUGAUCGCGAUGAGUCUCAGACUUCUACUUGGCACAGUGGCAGAGACUCGACUCGCAGUCUGACAACUGAUCGUUCGAACACUGCUGGUACUACAUUGUAGUGCUAGAAAUCCAGCAGAGCCGGAGUUGUUGAAGGUUGUGGGAGAUGAAGCGAACUCAAGUACGUGCGUAGCAGCUUCCAGAUUAUUUGACACCACAAGCUGUAUGAGUAUGGUGGCACAUGACAGCCAGGCAGGAGAGACGGUGGAAAAUGGACAAUUGGGCACCACCGAUAAUGACGAGGCAAUAGUGUAUCAUCCUCGUCGAAGAGGUAGCGUGGUCGAUGAGCAUGUUGGAGAUCGUCAUGGAUCGCAGUGUGCGACAGGCAUCGCAAGCACUGCCAGUACAGACUUCACCGAAAAAGAACCCAGCGCAGCACCAACCCUCACACGCCUGCACAGGUCUGUCAUCUUUCUAGUGCUCGGCAUAAAUGGAUUGUUCUCCAUGAUUUGCCUUAGCAUCAUGAUACCGUUCUUUCCGACAGAGGCAGCUCAGAAAGAUCCCCAUCCCAACAGCGUUGAAGGCCUGUCAGCCAUUGGUUUCAUAUUCAGCAUAACAGCAUUCAUGGAAUUCCUCACAGCCCUGUUUGUUGGUAAGAUACUGCCGCACAGUGGGCCGAAAAUCGUCGUCAUCCUCGGUGGAAUGAUGAUAAGCGGCUCGAUUGCUCUGUUUGGAUUCGUUAAUCGCAUUGAUGACUGGCCCCAGUUUUUGGGCAUUUGCUAUGCUCUACGUGCAGUGCAAGGGGUUGGUACUGCAUUCGUGCAGACUGCAUCGUUUGCCCUACUCGUCGGUGUCUUUCCCGCGUCGAUCAGCCUCGUUUCGGGACUCUUGCGCGGCUUCAAUGGCCUGGGAUUUGCUAUUGGCCCGGCUCUGUCGGGUAGCAUUUAUGACCAGCACGGGUUUCUCCUGCCAUUCGUCAUCUAUGGUGGCAUUAUGGCUGCCAGUGCAGCGGCCGUCCUAUUUGUACUGCCCGGUGACAUUGAAACUGAAGCGGACAGAAAGAGCAAGGACAUUUUCAUGGCUACAUUGAAGCUUCCCAUGUCCGCACUGUGGCUGGUGACAGCGCUCGUUUCUGGGGCGGCCGUAGGUUUCCUUGAGCCCGGCAUCUCACCGUAUCUACGCGAUGAGUUUGGUAUCAGCCCGUCACGUGUUGGGCUCAUAUUUCUACUGCAUUCCGGUGUCUAUAUAAUCACAGCACCGCUCACUGGCUACGUCGGCGAUCGCUACAUCAAACCAAAGUACCUGGUGAUCAUCGGCAGCUUUCUCCAGGGCGGCGCACUGGUGCUACUUGGACCAGUGAAGACGGCAAGUGUCCUGACACCGGCACUCUGGCGGUCGACGCUGUCAAUGGCCAUCGUGGGCGGCGGAUCGGGAGUGUCGCAAACAUGUCUGGCACCGGGGAUGCUAAACGCACUGUACAAGGCCGGCUUCACUGACUCGGUAGAGCUACAUGGCACUGCAGCUGGCAUGAUCACGGCCUUCUUCUCGUUGGGCAUCGGUAUAGGACCGCUUGUUGGCAGCGCUCUCACUGGUGUUGUAGGCUUUCCAGAUGCGGCAGCCAUAUUUGCUCUUGCCCUUCUUGCCAACGGGUUUGCAUUCAUUGCAUUCGAUGUGUAUGAAUGUAUACGUGCGUUUGUGCGCAAGAGUGGCUCCUGCAACACUAUUGCUGACACACCUAGCGAGACAACUCCGCUUAUUCGUGAUAUGCAGGAAUCCACAGGUGUAUAGAGCUGUGAACGAGCCUCAGUGGUCACGUGGCUGAGAACACUUCUCCUGGCGUUGGUCUCCUGGUCAUAGUAGGGAGGUUUAGUCCCACGUAAUCCGUGGGUACUUUACGUGAGUGUACCACGUGAUACUCAGUGACCCACGUACAGGCGUUUUCUGAUUCACGACAUACCGUGUAUGGAGGCUCACCCAGGCUCACCCACGUUCCGCCAGAACGUGGGUGAAAAUCAGAAUGGAGCGCAUUGUGUGAGCUGUGAGGGUGCUCAGCUGAAGAAGUUUCCGAAGCACGAAAUCGAAAUAAUUCGAUGAGCUUCUAAGCUUCGUCUUUGAACAGGUUUGGGCCUUUCGCUUCAUGCUUUUGUUUGUUCCGUGUGACUAAACACAACAUUGCAAACGUGGGUCCAUUGCAGGAACUUUACGUGUAUCACCCACGUUCCCCGUAUCAAUUACGUGGGACCAAACCUCCCUGGUGUAUAAUGCAGGUGUACGUUUGUUGAUGUGCACAGCAGCUGAUGUCCAAGGUCAGCGCUAACUCCUGAGAUACUGUUUUUUAAACUGUUUGGUGGUUGAUAACUUAUAAGUAAUGUUGGUUUUAACUUGAUACUUAAAGACUCCGGUCACGGUUCUUGAGAAAAUUUAAUAUUUAUCUGGGUUGAGAGCAGGUAGUUCUGUCAACACAGGCUACAAGUUUGAAAUAACUAUAACACUUAAAAAAACUUCUGAGGUACUUGUCUUUGCGGUCACUCUCUUUGGUCGAUUUUCAGGAAGCACUGCUUGUUCGUUUUCCAGUGAUCCCAUUUCUUGUUUGGUUGUACAGACUCAGUGUUGCGGGUUGCUUGUCCAUGGUAGUCUGUACGGUCUGUGUUGAGCGUGUCUGUACUGUAGCGGGUACUGGAGAAUGUUGUUGUGGUCUGCUGAGCCGCUGCCUUUGCCGAACCUCGGUUUGCCUGAGGGGUUUGUUUGUUGAUAACAUAAUGUAUUACACUUCAUGCUCUU
Messenger RNA from Sycon ciliatum, 3261 nucleotides. Its product is annotated as MFS-type transporter SLC18B1-like. Gene Ontology annotation, biological process: transmembrane transport. NCBI's taxonomy places the organism in Eukaryota, Metazoa, Porifera, Calcarea, Leucosolenida, Sycettidae. The record is from RefSeq and is a predicted model, not a curated record. Gene Ontology annotation, molecular function: transmembrane transporter activity. The transcript has a single exon. The coding region runs from base 706 to 2268 and encodes 520 amino acids.